Molecule: messenger RNA, 1536 nt
Organism: Fusarium sp. VM40
Lineage: Eukaryota; Fungi; Ascomycota; Sordariomycetes; Hypocreales; Nectriaceae
Source: the annotation of a GenBank genome assembly
AUGUCACUGUACGCCAGUUUUGAUGUCUACUUCCCUAUCGUGGUAGCCGAAAUCGAGCAAAAUUCUCAGGCUUUAUUAAGAUGGAGUCUUCUCAUUGCUUUCUUCGGCGCCUUGGUCAUCUGGCCGUUCAAAAUGGAGGCUGGUAUGCCUAAACUACCGAUUGCAAUGAAGGAGGAAUUCCCAAGUCGGAAAAAGAGAAUUGAUAUUUUUAUCAAAGACACUCGAAGGCUACUCAUUGACAGUUGUAACAAGUUUCAGGAUCAGGUGUUUGGGAUCACAACUACGGAAGGAACCAAUAUCAUCAUACCUUUAGAUUUACUUCAUGGUCUUGGAAGUCAAAAAUCUCUGAGCUUUUCGGCGUUUCUAGAAGAAGAGUUUAGCAUGAAGACAUACACGAAAGUGGGAAAUCUAGACGAAAAGCAAAUCAGCCUUAUCAACAAAAAGCUCAACCCUACCCUUCCUCAAUAUAUCCCUGUUAUUCAACAGCUCAUCCGCGAACAUUGGCCCUUGCAGAAACUUGAGACCAGCACUGAUAUAAAACCGUGGCCACUCGUUAUGCGUCUUGUAUCUCGCAUAUCUACCAGAGUGUUCCUCAGCGCUGAUUCUGCUAAGAACGAUCGAUGGCUAGACAUCGCCAGUGAGCAUGUCCACUCUGUUGUUGUUUGGACAGAGAACCUCAAGAGAUGGCCCUCGAUCCUACGUCCUCUAGUGUACCGCUUCGUCAAAGGUCGAGGCUACAUGAUGCAGCGCUUCGAGGAAGGCAAAGCUCUAGUUGCUCAAACGCUAGAAAUCAAAAAGGCAAAAGGAGGCGAGCCGCUGAGUAGCCCUCCAACACUGCUAGAUUAUCUCUAUGACAGUGGGCUGGGGCCUGAUGAUGUGGAGGCGCAUACCAUCACCCAAAUCAACCUGUGUGUUGCUGCCAUCCAAUCUAUGGCUUCGACAGUGACACAAUGUCUUAUGGAUCUUGCCACCCAUCCUGAAUAUGCUGCUGAGCUCUUGGAAGAGUUCGACAUAAUGGUUGAAAAAAACAAUGGUGUGGCCGACAAGCAAGUGUUGACAAACCUGUGGAAGCUAGAUAGUUUCAUUAAGGAAACUCAGAGGUUAAAUCCUCCAGAUUUGACUAGUUUUCAACGAAAGGCUUUGUCGAGCUUGACCUUAUCAAAUGGACUUCGUAUCCCUAAGGGAGCUCGUAUCGUUCUUCCAACGGGGGCCAUCAAUAUGGACCGUAGGCUCUUUCAGGACCCAGAGCAGUUUGAUGGCUUCCGGUCUUACAGAAUACGAAUGGCGGAUGCAGAGGCUCGAAACACCAACCAGAUGGUCACGGUUGGAAAAAAGGAUCUGACAUGGGGUUAUGGAAGACACGCGUGCCCCGGUCGGUACAUCGCCGAAGUAGUCUUGAAGCUGCUUGUGAUCGAGUUCCUCACAUGUUAUGACAUUCGACUACCGGAUGAUAUCAAGGAAAGGCCAAAGAAUAUUGAAUUUGAGGGCUUGGUCAAUCCAGAUCCGGAUUGGAGACUGUCUAUGAAGCGUCGAUGA